This is a messenger RNA of Scophthalmus maximus (turbot), 4319 nucleotides long. RefSeq names its product catenin, beta interacting protein 1 (gene ctnnbip1). Gene Ontology annotation, cellular component: beta-catenin destruction complex; nucleus; cytosol. The transcript is spliced from 4 exons. Gene Ontology annotation, molecular function: beta-catenin binding. The record is from RefSeq and is a predicted model, not a curated record. Gene Ontology annotation, biological process: negative regulation of Wnt signaling pathway. Lineage: Eukaryota; Metazoa; Chordata; Actinopteri; Pleuronectiformes; Scophthalmidae. The coding region runs from base 728 to 1252 and encodes 174 amino acids.
AAAUAUGGGUCAGACUUCAGUGCAGACUUGGCUAAACACUUCUGUUUUACACCAGGAUUGAAUACUCAGUUAAUGGGCUUCUUUUCCAAAUUAUCUUUUGCAUAUUCCUGUUUUCCCCUUUGCUUCCCUCGCUGUUUGGAGGGAAACAUAAAGGUAAACAUACCUCAUUAGAUAGUUUGCAACAGCAGAUCUCACUCGUGUCUCUCUAGGCUAGAAGUGAGUUUAGUUAGCCCAUGCAUUUGCCUCACCUGAAACAGGGUAUGAAGGACAAAAAAAAGAAAAACGUAUAGAUAAAUAAAUACAGUUUGUGAUGAAAAAGGGCCAUUUCUGAAUUUCUUAUUCAUUUCUACAUAUAUUCAUUUAUACAUUUCUGUGUCUUUGUGUGUUGUCUAUGAUGAUGCAAUUCCAUAUGGAUUAUCAUAAAAUGUACAGUCGCUAGUCAGUGGCUGCGUUUCUGUCAAAAUGAUUCACCAAUGAUCUUAAAUCAUUUCUGCAAAAUCUCCAACAAGACUUUCCAGAACGUUAACCGGCGAAAGUCAAGGCAACCAAUCCGGCUUUAGACUGAGUUAAGCCCGCCUACUUAAUUACCAUUGGUACACAGACACGGAAAUAAAUAAAUGUAGAAAUGUGGAAAUUAAUAAAAACAUGUAGAAAUACACAAAUGUAGAAAUACAGAGAUGGCCUUUUUCAUCGCAGACUGUAUUUCUUUAUUUCUUUAUACUUCUACAUGUUUUGUCCUUCAUAUUUCCGGGCCAACGCUGGAACUUUGCAGACUCCCGUCGUGUGCAGCGUUGAGCGUCGCCUGUGCCGGUGGCGCCCCCGGCGGCCGACGGCGGUCACUGCUCAGACAGCAGGUCUCUCGCUGCGUCGAGUCAGUCCGCCGCAGCAGCGCCGACUGGAGGGAUGUGACCCCGGAACAGGACGCCCUCCUACAACAACACACCAUUCAAACAGAGCACAGAAGAAAGAAAAGCUGGACCAGGAGGGAGCCACAGGAGCAGGGGGGAUGAACCGCGAGGAGGCCCCGGGGAAGUCUCCUGAAGACAUGUACAUCCAACAGAAAGUGCGGGUCCUGCUCAUGCUUAAGAAAAUGGGAUCAAAUCUCACGCCGAGUGAAGAGGCUUUCCUCCGAAAUUACGCAGGUGUGGUCCACAGUCAGAUGAGCCAGCUACCGCAGCACAACAUAGACCAGGGUGCUGAGGACGUGGUGAUGGCGUUCUCACGAUCAGAGACGGAGGAUCGGCGACAGUGACCCUGGGCCCCCUCAUCCUGCCCCACUGCAUCCCGUCCCGCCCCCCCGACACACAUGACCCACAGCAACCCAAACUCCGCCAACACGACACUGAUGAGCUCAGGAGAGGAGGGGGAACGGGGAAGGAGCAGAAGAGGGAGGGGAAGAGACGGCAGGAGACGGCUGCCUCGCUCGCUCUCCCCCGGCAUUUUCCAUCCUGACUCCUCCCCGCACAGGCUGGCACACCACUACCUGAGAUGCACUUGAGUGGGUCACCGUGGGCUGAAGCCUUGGCAGUCAGUGAAAACACUCACAGAUUGUGUGGAUGAAUAUCAAAUGUGUUGUUUUUUUUCUGGUGGGGAGGGAGGAAGGUUGCUUUUGUUCUGUAUUAUCUCGUCUAUGUUGAGACGUUAGGCAGUGUUACAUGCUGUGGUCGCUGGGAGAAACUGACCAGUCAGCAGCCUAUUGAAGCAAAGAAAAAUAUAGAUUUGGUCAAGCAGCGCGUGUGAUGAUGGGUCCUGGUAGGGGAGAGAUUUUUUUAAUUAUUUCUGCUUACCCUGAUGGGGCCGAAAUCCAUUUUGAUUUAGCUGUUGUGUUAUAAAGGCUUUUUUGUAUUCUGUCAUCGCAGGGGCCUCACUUAAAUGCACGGUGUGUGCAUGAAAAGAAGCGUGAAAGAUGCGUUCGCUGUCUUUCUGGAGUGUCCACACUUCUGCUGGAAUCUGCAUGCUGAAGUAGUAAAUAAAAAUGAUAAACACUCCACUUUAUGUCCCCUAAUUUAGAACCGAGGAACAUGUGAUAAAUGGUUUAUAUUACCCACUAUGAUAUAUUUGUAAGCAGAUAUAAUGUUUGUUACUGGGCUUGUCACAACUAUAGCCUGUGGUCACCCAUGAGUGGAGGCUGUUUUAUAAACAGAUAAUGACAAUAUAGUAAAAAAAAAUUUAAAAAACAGGAUGACUAGGGUGAGUUAUAAUUGUUGACAAAUACUGUUAUUAAUAUACAACUUGAAAAUGUAAAUUUAUCUGCAUACAAGGCCAUCAUAGUGUUUUAUAUAUCAUUUAGUAAAUGUUUCUAUUCCUCCUAUAGAUCACUAACAGGGGAACUUAAAGUAAAGUGUUUCCAUCAAAUCGAAUGAUAACUCUUCUCUGCUGACGCUUUUCAAUGAAUAUUGAAUUAUGGCCUGUUUUCAGUUUCUGGCGACAGGUAAUUACUCAUACACCCCAGACACACUUCACUCCGGUGAACUUAUCUCUGGCUCUUUUGCUUUCCCAAUUGAUAUUUUCCAUUUCAGAAUAAUUUCACUUUCCAAUCCUGCAGUGCUCACCGCCCCCUCGGGGACACGCUGAUUUUUCUCUUAUUAAAAAAAAACCACAAACAGCAUUUUUUACUCCACUUAAUAUUCCUUGUUGUGAUUCACCGUCCGAUUCCUCCGUUCUCCCGAACAAACACUAGACAAACAGACUGACGUGUGUUGACGCUCGCGACAGGCCCGUCAUUAAUCAUUCUCACGUCAUGACGGGAGUUGACAGGGCAGAAUACCGAGGCUUUUUACACGCUCGGUGGGAUUUCUGCGUCACGGUGAGGAUAUCGUUUGAGCAUACCCCACACUCGUUUUUCUGCUUUAUUUUGAACCCGAGGCGGUCCAGGGUUCCAGGGAUGCUUUUCUCACGAGGAAAGCGUUACGAAUUAAAUGACACUAGCAGACAUAAUCACAUGAAACACAGGUGCACACAUUCUCCCCAAACAUAUACUACUUUUGUUUUGGGUUAUUGUGUCCUGUUUUUUUUUUUUAUUGUACAGAUAGUUGGGGAAAAUACAAUAAUGAUUUGAUUGUGCCAAUUGUAUUAUUGUCUUUUUUUUUAAUCUGUAAGAUAAAAUUGACAUAAUGAUUAAGAAAACCGAUAAGAGACGAGUUGUAGUUGUAAUUUAUUGUUUGCUGAAUUGACUACGCGUUCCUUCGACAUGUCAUCCAAGAUGGAGAACCAGUAGAUGGUCAAACGGGCGUCGCCGUGGCUCCUUGUUCACACUAAAAUCACACAAACUCUAAUUUUUAACUACCUUUAACUAAACACGCGAAGCCAAACAUACGACCUGUGUGCUAUCUCCGACUGUACUGUAUCUCUUGCACUAUCAUCAAUGGGAUAUUUUGCAAAAAAUACAUUUUGAUAUCAAGCACAGAGUUUUCUAUGUUUGCUUCAGUGGAUAAAAGAAAAGUUUGUAACCAUGUUUUUAUUCCUUUUGGUGAUUUAAAAAAAAAAAAAAAUCUUCUGUGUUUGUUGACUCAACUGGAAUAUUUGUUAACAGCCCACAUGUUUUUUUUCUAGUGACAUGCUCAAUAUUUAAUGUGUUUAAGUACAGUUUGUUAACUUGUAUAACUUAAAAUAAUUGUAAGUUUUUAAAGCCAAGCAUGUCCGCCUCGUGGUUUAUAAUGUUCAUCAAAGAGGAGCCAAGGGUCUUUGACGCCUUGCCCCCAGUGACCAUUGUUUGUACAUUCUUGACAUUUGUGGAAGCUACAAGCUCUUUAAAAAUGUUUCAGAAAACAAAACGAGAAAAAAAAAAAUCAUUUUUUGUAAAUGUUAUCCAUUAUAUCUUGUCAGCAAUAACUUCUAUCUGAAUGUCCUCAGCAAUCAUCGCAAUGUUAAACGGCAAAAACAGAUCCGUCACGCUGUCCGCCUGCGACAAAGACAUUUGUCUUUUUUUAUGUUUACUUUUAAUUUUUGAAGCAUUCUUUAUUUGUCUAUGCAUUGUUUGUUUGUUUUUCUCUAAAAUGUGUCUUACUGUACAUUUUACCUAUCAGGGUUGUUCUGCAGCCUUUGUGUGCGUGCGUGCGUGCGUGUAUGUGCGUGCGUGUGCGUUCGACAUUGAACUUGCUACCAGUUUUGAUUUUCAGCAUGCUGUUGUCAAUGUUUCUUUUUACUGUGAUGACCUGAUGUUGCCUAAUUGUCCUUUUUUUAUUUUAUUUUUGCCUUUGUAUUUUAUUUUCGACAUUGAUUAGUUGGUUUUGUUUUGUAUGGCUGCUGACCAUGUCUUGACUUAAUGCUUCCAAAUCCUAUACCAACUGAACCAUUAAAGAAAUUUUAAACGGUGAAAA